AUGAGCUCCGUCCAACCGUCCCAGCAGGUCUCGAGACAGGCCACCAUGGAUCCCAGGAACGAAAUUAACCCGUUGAUGGAUCACUUCAUCGGCGUCGAUGUUGGUACUGGCAGUGCUAGAGCUUGCAUCAUCAACGAUAAAGGCGAUAUCGUUGGGUUGGCAUCUGAAAACAUCGGCCUCUGGCAGCCCCAGCAGGGGUACUAUGAGCAAUCGACCACCGAUAUCUGGAGAUGCAUUUGUAUAUGCGUCCAGCGAGCUAUCAGCCAGCACAACAUCAACCCUCUCUCCAUCAAGGGAAUCGGGUUUGAUGCUACCUGCUCCCUGGCUGUCUUUGCCCACGAUACUGGCGAACCCAUCUCUGUCACUGGGCCGAACUUCGAUACCGAACGCAACGUCAUCCUCUGGCUCGACCAUCGUCCCGUAGACGAGACUGAGAAGAUUAAUGCUACCGGCCACAACUUGCUCCGAUAUGUUGGAGGCAAGAUGUCCAUCGAGAUGGAGAUUCCAAAGGCCCUAUGGCUCAAAAACAACAUGCCAAAGGAGCUAUUUGACAGAUGCAAGUUCUACGACUUGGCUGACGCACUCACUCAUUUAGCCACUGGUAACGAAAAGAGGAGCUUCUGCAGCGUAGUCUGCAAACAGGGCUACGUCCCUGUCGGUGUUGAUGGCAGCAUCAAGGGGUGGCAGCCUGACUUCCUAAAUGCCAUCGGCUUGGAGGACCUGGCCGCUGAAAACUUCAAGCGCAUGGGUGGCGUAAACGGAGAGAACGGAGAAUAUUUAAGUGCUGGUGAGCUGGCUGGUGGGCUGUGUGAAUCUGCUGCUGCUGAACUGGGCCUCCCUGCUGGAAUUGCAGUUGGUAGUGGUGUCAUCGAUGCAUACGCAGGGUGGAUUGGAACCGUCGGCGCCAAAGUCGACUUGGACUCCGAUUUAUUGAGCGCUGAUGCCGCAAACAACGACAGAACUCAGGCAUUUACUCGUCUGGCUGCCGUGGCAGGUACCUCCACUUGCCACUUGGCUAUGUCCCCCAACCCCGUCUUUGUCCCCGGUGUCUGGGGCCCCUACCGUGACACCAUCAUCCCAGGCUUCUGGAUGGCAGAAGGAGGGCAGUCAGCUACCGGUGAACUGCUUAAACAUGUUAUUGAAACUCAUCCAGCCUUCAAUGAAGCACUCUCUGUUGCCGAGUCCUACAACACUAACAUUUACGAUUACCUGAACGAACGUCUGAGAGAGAUGGCAGCCGAAUCAAAGGCGCCCUCCAUUGCCUACCUUGGCCGCCACUUCUUUCUCUACGGGGAUCUGUUUGGAAACAGGUCCCCCAUUGCUGACGCGCAAAUGUCAGGCUCUGUUAUCGGUCUGUCCAGUGAUAAGUCUGUCAAUGGACUAUGUCUAUACUACUACGGCACUCUGGAAUCCAUUGCGCUGCAGACUCGCCAGAUUAUUGAGACAAUGAACAAGGCCGGCCACAAUAUUACCUCCAUCUUCAUGUCUGGUUCUCAAUGCCAAAACGACAUUCUAAUGGGCCUCAUAGCGUCAGCUUGCUCGAUGCCCGUUUUUGUCCCACGCUAUGUCCACGCUGCUGUAUGCCAUGGAGCUGCCAUGCUCGGAGCUAAAGCUGCCAGUGCUGACAAAGAUGGCAAGACUGAAGGCCUAUGGGAUAUUAUGGACCGAAUGAGCAAGCCUGGCAAAGCAGUUUACCCAACCAAGGACGAGCAUGAAAAGAAGCUGCUUGAGGUGAAGUACAAGGUUUUCCUGGAGCAAUGCUAUAAGCAGCAAGAAUACAGAUCAGAUGUGGACAAGGCCGUCGUGGGAUGGCAUUCUUCUUGA
Nannizzia gypsea CBS 118893 is the source of this 1824-nucleotide messenger RNA. RefSeq names its product MPA43. Gene Ontology annotation, molecular function: phosphotransferase activity, alcohol group as acceptor; kinase activity. Gene Ontology annotation, biological process: carbohydrate metabolic process. The record is from RefSeq and is a predicted model, not a curated record. The transcript is spliced from 3 exons. Lineage: Eukaryota; Fungi; Ascomycota; Eurotiomycetes; Onygenales; Arthrodermataceae. The coding region runs from base 1 to 1824 and encodes 607 amino acids.